Glossina fuscipes is the source of this 1116-nucleotide messenger RNA. Its product is annotated as phospholipase A1. Gene Ontology annotation, molecular function: lipase activity. Bases 7 to 1116 code for a protein of 369 amino acids. Gene Ontology annotation, biological process: lipid metabolic process. The record is from RefSeq and is a predicted model, not a curated record. The transcript has 3 exons. NCBI's taxonomy places the organism in Eukaryota, Metazoa, Arthropoda, Insecta, Diptera, Glossinidae.
UUGUUAAUGAAAAUGUGCUUAAAUAAUUUUUUCAAAAUAAUUUUAUUGUUCUUGACAUUAAGCAUUAGCUUAUUAAAUGACGCUUACGCUUUGCCAGCCUCUCUUGCUUGUGAUCAUACUCUAAAAGCUAAUACAACUUAUUUUUCGUUUUUAAAAAAAUUAUUUCGACAUUUUCUGCCAUUUUUGAGUAAUGACCGUGUUCGAAUGCGUUUUUUUUUAUAUAAACGAGAUUUUCCUGAUUGUGCUCGUGAGAUACGCAUCGAUGAUGAUGAAAGCAUACAUUUAUCUGGAUUUAAUGCUGAACAUCCGACACGAAUUCUCGUACAUGGCUGGCUGACUUCAAGCAAUGGUUCAUUUAAUCGCAUCGUUAAAAAUGCUUAUAUGAACUUGACGAAAAUUCAACCGAAUGGGUUCACACAUUCUAAUGAAAUUCUCCACUUUGAAGGCGAAAUUAGUUCUAAUUUACCUAGAGACUUUAACAUUAUUAUCGUUGACUGGACUGCAGUUGGGACGAAUAUCAAUUAUUUCAGUGUUGUGAAUAUGAUUGACAAAUUAGGCCUUAAUUUAGCGGAAUUUUUACUUUAUCUUCAAUUCAAAGCUAAUUUACAUAUGUUGGAUGUUUAUAUGAUCGGUCAUUCGAUGGGAUGCCAUAUAGCUGGUAGUGCUGGGCGACAAUUAAAACCUCAACGAAUUAAUACCAUAUUUGCUUUGGAUCCGGCCGGUCCAAAAUUUCGUAACUUAAAUGCUAAUCAACGUUUAAGCGAAUCUGAUGCCGUUUAUGUCGAAGUCAUACAUACAAGUGAUAUCUUAGGCAUUCAGCAAGACAUCGGACACGCUUCAUUCUAUCCGAAUUUUGGUAAAGGUCAAAAGAACUGCUAUAAAUUUGGUUGUUCUCAUGGAAGAGCUUAUCAUUACUUUGCCGAAUCUCUAACGAGCGAAUUAGGUUUCUGGGGCAUUAAAUGCGAAAAAGUCUCAGAACACGCAUGGAUUUUAUACCAUGAAGACGAAGACGUUCGUAUGGGUGGUGAACCUUCAAUGCCUAAAAAUGGUACUUUUUAUGUUAAAACCAAUGAUAUGCCACCAUAUGCUGUAGGUCGGAAGAGAAAAACCGACUGA